AUGACCCCUCAGACUCGCUCGCCUUCGCCUCGUUCUCGUUCGUCGUCUAGAACCCACUCUACUCGCCCAUUCAACCGGAGUUCGACUACGUUGGAGGAUCUCCACCGAUUUCCUUGCGAGUCGUUACAUUCCUUUUCUUUUGCACAGCAAUCCGAUGAUCUACUCCUUAGCCGCCAGAACACCUUGAGAAGAUCUAUAGACUUCAUGCGCGACCGCUUCGGAUGGGGUAACAGCUACCCCGGGAUCAUCAAUGCGCAGGCUCGCAACGGUGGCGAUGUGGAUGUACAAAGCAUGGCGGACCUUAUGUCGAAAUCCAGCGUUUUUGAGCGGGAUGAUCGAUCCCACUUUGCCGCCAUGACCCGAGGACCGUUGACCGGACCCGCGGACGUGGAAAGCAACAACAUCUUCGAAAAAGCGUUCACCGAUCACCAAUCACCUGUCUCCGAGGCCCUGGAAGAUCUCCCGGAGGAUUUGCCCGAUCACCCAUACCCCCUAAGUCCCGUGCCUAACGAUCAAAUACCGCAUCAAAAGAGGACGGUGAAGUCCUCCCCAUCGCCCAGGCGCGUAAGCUUAAAACGUACAUACACGGAUGUCGGCGGUACAUCUCUUCAGAACAAACUGAUGGAGACUCUGACGCAGCCAUAUAACACCACUGACUCUUUCUCCACAACCUCCUCGACUCUUGGUUUGGGGGUUCCAGCCCCGGCCUUGCAUACCCACAGCAGCAAAUGGAAUCCAGUCUCGCAGGCCGUCUUUAGGACAGACUCACAGGCGCCAUGGACCAUACUGGCAGCGAAUGACUUGUCGUGUCUUAUAUUUGGUGUCACACAAUCGGAAGUGCGGAGGUUAAGUAUCCUAGAAGUUGUACAAAAAGAUCACAGGCAGUGGCUUGAGUCCAAGUUGCAGGAUCCCCGCACUGAUGCUGCAGCAAAGAUUCAUUCCCAGCCUGAUAAAUCCUGUAUUAGGCCGGUAAAUCCGAGGUCCAUGGGCAUGGGGAAUGGCGUCACGGCUCAGUUGCUCAGUAAACCGUCUUCUCGGGAAAGAGCUCCGAAGAGAUCCCAGACUGACGAUGGAUAUGGCUCAAGUACUCGAACCACAAGGAAUCCAAAUCACCCGGCGACGAAAUCACGCGGUGUUCUGCUCUGCGGUGACGUCGUACCGAUCCGCAAACGCAAUGGAUCUAAAGGAUCUGCCAGCAUCUGGGUCAUGGAAAAGCGUGGUGGCUUGAUCUGGGUGCUCGAAGAGGUCUCGGAGAAUGUCGCUCAUGUCCGUUGUGACAGCUCAUGGAAUGUUACCGAUGCCCGUGGAGACACUGACAAAAUUUGGGGCCAGGAAGUGGUCAAGCCUGGCGGGCGGAUCACGGAGCUGCUCCCCCGCCUCCCUAAAGAAUGCUUGGAAGAUCCAUUAGAUAAGGGUUUGGCCAAAAUAUCCCGGAUGAAAUACUUUACUAGCCGCACCUCUGCUGGAAUAUGUAUACCUGUGAUUGUCGGCAAGGAAGAAGACCCAGGCUGUCUCCGAGUAUCCAGCUUUCCUCAUGUUGCUGGUAUGAUGGUGCUGUCUUCAUCCACAAUGAAGGUGAUUAGCUCUAACUCGGCAUUCUCAUCGGUAUUGUUUGGCCAGGACCGGCCUGAAGGCUUGCAUAUCACGAAGCUUAUACCGGGAUUUGAUGUCCUUCUAAAUGUGCUUACCGAGGAGGAUAAGGUUCCUCUGGAAGAUGGAAUGGUGAUUCCCGAACACAGCUUUCGCAGGGCACGAACUCUUUCGAUCCUGCGUGAAGGAAAAGACAGUGUAGCAGCAGUGUUUCAGGAACCAACCGGCCUUACCGCCAAUCACCGUGACGGUUCGAACAUCGCGGUAGACGUGCAAUUGCGAGUGGUAAAGAGUGGAACCAUCUUCCCCAAGGGUCAAGCUGAAGAUAUUGGACUCCGCGGCGAGCCCCACGACGAUGAAGAGGAAACGGUUGCUGUGACGGAACUGGUUUAUGCAUUAUGGAUUACAUACUCGAGGCAGAUUCACUCCACAGACCCAGCGAUGAGCUUUACCUCGCCCCCUCCAGAGUCAACUAAGGAAACAGCUCCCGAAACCGCCCCAUUGUCCAGCCCGACGGCGGCUCGCAAACCCGAGCCUUCUAGUGCAGAACGUACUUCGGUGGAGACGAAACUACCAUCCUCGACUCUGAGCCAACAACUGAACGAAGCUGCUUCCGAGCCACUGACAGAUAAGCCCGUCCAGGCCGUGCCCGAAGUGAAGCCUGCCAAUGCGAAGAAAGAGACUCCACAGAAAAGAACGAUCGCCGACUACGUUAUUCUUGAGGAGAUGGGACAAGGAGCAUACGGCGAAGUCAAACUCGUCCGACUCAAGAACAACCCAUCCAAGAAGGUCGUUUUGAAAUAUGUGACGAAGAAGAGGAUUCUUGUGGAUACCUGGACUCGCGACCGUCGUUUGGGUACCGUGCCAUUGGAAAUCCAUGUGCUAGAUUACCUACGACGUGAUGGCUUCAAGCACCCAAAUAUUGUGGAAAUGGAGGGAUUUUUCGAGGACGACGUCAAUUAUUACAUUGAAAUGAUGCCGCACGGUCUUCCCGGAAUGGACCUCUUUGACUACAUUGAGCUGAAGGCGAACAUGGAUGAGGCGGAAUGCAGAACCAUCUUCAGACAGGUUGUGGAUGCCAUCCAUCAUCUUCAUACCAAGGCGCUGGUUGUACACCGCGAUAUCAAGGAUGAGAACGUCAUUCUGGACGGCGAAGGCAACAUCAAACUGAUUGAUUUCGGGAGUGCUGCUUACAUCAAGAACGGGCCGUUUGAUGUUUUUGUGGGAACAAUUGACUACGCAGCACCCGAAGUCCUUCAAGGAAAGUCUUACAGAGGCAAGGAGCAGGAUAUCUGGGCUCUUGGAAUUCUUCUCUACACGAUCGUCUACAAAGAGAACCCGUUCUACAAUGUCGAUGAGAUCCUGGACCACCCGCUCCGGGUACCGUUCUUACCGUUCUCCGAGGACUGCAUCGAUCUGAUCAGGAAGAUGCUUGAUCGCGACGUCGACAAUCGCUUGACAAUCACAGAAGUGAUGGAACACCCAUGGAUGACAGACAGCUGA
Aspergillus wentii DTO 134E9 is the source of this 3093-nucleotide messenger RNA. RefSeq lists its product as uncharacterized. Gene Ontology annotation, cellular component: cytoplasm; nucleus; cytosol. Bases 1 to 3093 code for a protein of 1030 amino acids. The transcript has 2 exons. Gene Ontology annotation, molecular function: protein serine/threonine kinase activity; ATP binding. NCBI's taxonomy places the organism in Eukaryota, Fungi, Ascomycota, Eurotiomycetes, Eurotiales, Aspergillaceae. The record is from RefSeq and is a predicted model, not a curated record. Gene Ontology annotation, biological process: protein phosphorylation; intracellular signal transduction; negative regulation of glycogen biosynthetic process.